Messenger RNA from Entelurus aequoreus (snake pipefish), 597 nucleotides. RefSeq names its product ribosomal protein S27a (gene rps27a). Gene Ontology annotation, biological process: protein ubiquitination; translation; modification-dependent protein catabolic process. NCBI's taxonomy places the organism in Eukaryota, Metazoa, Chordata, Actinopteri, Syngnathiformes, Syngnathidae. The coding region runs from base 83 to 553 and encodes 156 amino acids. The record is from RefSeq and is a predicted model, not a curated record. Gene Ontology annotation, cellular component: cytoplasm; nucleus; ribosome. Gene Ontology annotation, molecular function: ubiquitin protein ligase binding; structural constituent of ribosome; protein tag activity. The transcript has 6 exons.
CAGAAAACCCCGUCGCUCCGCCUGAAAGCCCUCUUCUCAUGAUCCGCCAUUAGGGUGAACCGCUGGUGGAUUGAACGCCAGGAUGCAGAUAUUUGUCAAAACCCUCACGGGGAAGACCAUAACCCUCGAGGUUGAGCCUUCGGAUACGAUCGAAAAUGUCAAGGUCAAAAUUCAGGACAAAGAAGGAAUUCCUCCUGACCAGCAGAGGUUGAUCUUCGCUGGGAAGCAGCUGGAAGAUGGACGCACUUUGUCAGACUACAACAUCCAGAAGGAGUCGACCCUCCACUUGGUGCUGAGGCUGAGAGGCGGGGCCAAGAAGAGGAAGAAGAAGUCCUACACCACGCCCAAGAAGAACAAGCACAAGAGGAAGAAGGUCAAGCUGGCCGUGCUGAAAUAUUACAAGGUGGACGAAAACGGUAAAAUCCACCGCCUGAGACGCGAGUGUCCCGCCGACGAGUGCGGCGCCGGCGUGUUCAUGGCGAGCCACUUUGACCGCCAUUACUGCGGCAAGUGUUGUCUGACUUACUGCUUCAACAAGCCCGAGGACAAGUAAGAUGGACUGACUGUUGGGAAUAAAGACAAAUGUUUCUCAUUUCA